This is a messenger RNA of Fonsecaea multimorphosa CBS 102226, 1119 nucleotides long. RefSeq lists its product as uncharacterized. Gene Ontology annotation, molecular function: proteasome binding; endopeptidase inhibitor activity. Lineage: Eukaryota; Fungi; Ascomycota; Eurotiomycetes; Chaetothyriales; Herpotrichiellaceae. The record is from RefSeq and is a predicted model, not a curated record. Gene Ontology annotation, biological process: proteasome-mediated ubiquitin-dependent protein catabolic process. The transcript has 2 exons. The coding region runs from base 1 to 1119 and encodes 372 amino acids.
AUGGCCCCUGCUCCGGCGAGCGCUUUGAGCGCAGACUCACUCCUCGACUACAUGGUCAAGAGCCUACCGACCCCGCCUUCUGACUCGGACCAAUCCACCGCCCUCAUCAAAGAUCCAUUCGCCGCCAUUGCCCUCUUCUCUCAUGCUUGCAUGCUCGCAGUUGGCUUCCGUCUGGUUGGACUGGGAGAAGACCACAAGAUAGAAGCACAAUCAGACCCUCAGGAUGUUCAACCCUUGCCUUCCGAGUGGGACAAGUCUUCCUCCUACGCUUUCCGCUAUGCUCAUUCACAGUCCGCCAUGGAGUAUCUCAUCAAGGUAAAUCGACUGGGAGGCAAGGCUAUCAUAUUCGGGGUCGGCAUGGGCGACGACAAGACCGCCUCGUUUGAGGUCAAAGCCAAUGACUACAUCUCUGAGGGGUCAAUAAAAGAGGCAACAGCCUCGACCUCCAGCAACCUUCCCGCCCUGCGGAAUGUCUUCAUAUCCAAUGGACGGAUUUCAGACCUCGCAUCGCUUUUCAGGCUCAACAUCAUCCAGAAAUUGGCUCCGGGAAUCCAAAAGGCCGGGUAUGAGGAUACAGGUUCUUCCACCCUGGAGCAGCCACGACGGCAUGAGGAAACUCGCCCUCCCGAGCGCGACCCGUUACGAGACGAUCAUCCUCCACCUGCCCGGCCCUACCCUUUCGACGACCCACUAGCUAUACCCCCUCGAAGACCUCACCCGCCUGGAGACUUUCCCCCGCCGGGUUUCGAAGAUGAAUACGAAAUCAAUCGACCUCCACGGGGCAUGCUACCAGGGAGUCAUCAGCCUUUUGGAAACAUAGGGGAAAGAGACCUCUAUCCUCCCGGGCUCGGUCCACAUGAUCCUCUUAGGAUGGGACCCGGAGGCGGUUUUCACGGCGGUGGAGGCAUGCACCCUACGUUUGACGAUCCUUUAUUUGGCGGCCAGGGGGGUCAGAGACCUUUUGACCCUCAAGCGCCUCCGGGAGCUCGAUAUGACCCGGUUGGCCCCGGUGAUGGUCCUCCAAAUCUUCGAGGAGGGCCCCGGUUUCCAGGAGGCGGUGGUAGAGGAGGAUGGGGCAACAAUCCGUUUGGCGGGUUUGGAAGCGGUGACUUUAUAUAG